Messenger RNA from Brassica napus (rape), 1160 nucleotides. RefSeq names its product plasma membrane-associated cation-binding protein 1. Bases 182 to 985 code for a protein of 267 amino acids. Lineage: Eukaryota; Viridiplantae; Streptophyta; Magnoliopsida; Brassicales; Brassicaceae. The transcript has 5 exons. Gene Ontology annotation, cellular component: plasma membrane. The record is from RefSeq and is a predicted model, not a curated record.
AGAUGGAAAACAAAGGGGGAUUAUAAGAUAAUUCCUUCUAUAAUAGGAAGAUCCCCCAAGAUAAUUCCUUCUAUAAUAGGAAGAGGGCUUCUUAAAGAACAGAGAAACACAAAUUAAACAGUUGGAGAAUCAAGAAGAAGAAUAACUCGUUAUCUCAAAAUUAUAAAAUACACAAAAAGAUAUGGGUUACUGGAAAUCGAGGGUUGUUCCAACAAUGAAGAAAUUAUUCGAGAGAAUCCCAACAAAGAAGGCUCUAGUUGUUGAGGCUAGCAAGUCCUUAACCUUCGAUGAUUCUAAGGAAGCAAUCAACAAGGAGAUCGAGGAGAAAAGGACAGAACUGGAACCCAAGGUCGUGGAAAUCUACGAAGCAACGUCUGCUGAACUAAAGGCUUUGGUGAAGGAGCCUAAGGAGGAUGGUUUAAUGAAACAUUCUGCCGAGGUGCACAAAUUCCUCGAGGCGCUUGUCGAAAUUGGGUUCCCUGGUUCAAAGGCUGCAUGUGAAGUUUCAUCUACCAGCUCCGGAUCAGUAACGUUCAUAUUUGAGAAAGUAUGUUUGUUUCUCCCGGCCGAGAAGUCACGGGAGGUGGAUAUUGUGGAGGAAGUCGUGAAAACUGAAGAACCGGCCAAAGAAGAGGAAGUUAUAAGCGGCGAUAAAGAGAGAGAAAUAGUUGAAGAGAAGAAAGAAGAGGUUCAACCGGCACCGGUUCCUGCCCCAGCGGCUGCGGAGGUGAAGAAGACAGCCGUGGAAGAGGAGAAAACGGCGGCUGCGGAAGAUAAGAAGCCAGUGGAGGAGGUGAAAAAAGAAGUUGUUGCUGCAGCGCCAGUGGCUGAAACUCCAUCGACCAAGGCCCCAGAAACUCUGGUGGUUGAAACUCCGGCCAAGACUCCUGAAGCUCCGGCCAAGGCUGCUGAAGCUCCGGCUAAGGCUCCUGAAGCUCCAGCGAAGGCUCCAGAAACGCCGGCGGCUGAGCCAAAAAAAGCUUGAAUUUUUUUCAUAAUACAUUUCUUUAAGAAAAUAUUGAUCGUCUUUCCUUGACUUGAAUACUCUAAUAUUGAUUGUCUGUGUGGAUAAUUUAUUUUGUUUGUUUAAAUUAUUUGCUAUCCAUGUGAAUUUUCUAUACAUUAAUUUGCUUGCUUGAAUUACAUAUUUUGUGAUCCGA